UCCAAGCAGACAGAGGUCUCGCUGCUGCAUCUGCCAGUUCCACUCUCUCCCCCCUGCUCCUCCCACUGAAUCAUUCGUCUUUUGAUUAUUUUUCAUCUCCUCCAUCGCUCUCCUCUCGAGGCAAAAAGACCAGACUUGACUCUCCUGCCUCCUCCUCCUCACUCCCUCCCUCGCCGUCCAAUCCCCUCUUGCUCCAGCCAGCUCCUCCCGCUCCUUUCUCCAGCCAAACCCUCUCUCACUGCCUUGAAGACAAUGCCGGCUCCAGUGUGCCGCUGCAGGCCAUUGGCCAUGGCAGUGCUGCUACUCAUUGCUUCACUUUGCCAUCUCGGUUCUUGCAAUGGAGGAGCAGGAGGAGGCAGGAUCACAAGGCUCCCUGGGCAGCCGGAGGUGAACUUUGGUCAGUACUCGGGCUACGUUGAGGUGGAUGGCAAGGGGAGCAGGGCUCUCUUCUACUACUUCGUGGAGGCGGAGCUUGAUCCUGCCACCAAGCCCCUCGUGCUCUGGCUCAACGGAGGACCUGGGUGUUCUUCACUUGGUGUAGGGGCCUUCUCAGAGAACGGCCCUUUCAGGCCCAGCGGGCAGGCGCUGGUGAGGAAUGAGUACAGCUGGAACAAAGAAGCUAAUGUGAUUUACCUGGAGACACCAGCUGGUGUUGGCUUCUCCUACUCUGCUGAUGCUGCCUACUACCAGGGUGUGAAUGACAACAUGACAGCAAUGGACAAUAUGGUGUUCAUGCAAAGGUGGCUUGAAAAGUUCCCACAGUACAAGGGCAGAGAGCUAUACAUUUCUGGAGAGAGUUAUGCCGGGCAUUACAUUCCACAACUUGCCGAGGUCAUGGUUGAGUUCAAUAAGAAGGACAACAUCUUCAACCUCAAAGGACUUGCUUUGGGCAAUCCUGUUCUUCAUUUCACCACCGACUUCAACUCGAGGGCAGAGUACUUCUGGUCUCAUGGCCUCAUUUCAGACUCAACAUACAGGAUUUUCACGUCUGUUUGCAACUACUCCCGCUACGUCAGCGAGUACUACGGUGGAUCGCUUAGCCCGCUUUGCGCGAGGGUGAUGAACCAAGUAACCCGAGAGACUAGCCGGUUCGUCGACAAGUACGAUGUUACCCUCGACGUCUGCUUGUCUUCGGUGCUCUCUCAGUCAAUGAUCCUCUCCCCUCAUAAGCGUGUUGGGCACCGCAUCGACGUCUGUGUGGAGGACGAGACGGUAAACUAUUUGAACAGGAAGGAUGUUCAGGAAGCGCUCCAUGCGAAGCUCAUCGGCGUAAAAAAAUGGGCAGUUUGCAGCAGCGUUCUUGAGUAUGAGCUCCUCAACUUGCAGAUUCCAACAAUCAACAUAGUAGGAUCACUGGUCAACUCCGGCAUCAGAGUACUAGUUUACAGUGGCGAUCAAGACUCGGUGAUCCCUCUAACGGGAAGCAGGACACUGGUGCAGAAUCUAGCGCGCGAUCUAGGCCUCAAGACGAGCAUUCCGUAUCGAGUUUGGUUCGAAGGGAAGCAGGUUGGUGGGUGGACUCAGGUAUACGGUGAAGAGCUCUCCUUCGCCACCAUCAGAGGAGCCUCACAUGAGGCGCCAUUCUCGCAGCCUGAGCGCUCUCUUGUGCUCAUCAGGGCAUUCCUACAAGGCAGGCCUCUGCCGGAAACCUUCUCAUGAUAGUGGAUGUUGCCUCUGCAGCUAUGAAAAGAGUUGCUAGUCCUGAUUAAUUCUGCAAGGGGUUUAGUUAUGUAAGAAUGUGUCUGCUUUGUUCUUCAUGUUCCUAGCUGUCUGAAGCUGCGGUAGCAGCAUUGCUCUAAAGGUUUUUGGUUUCUCUUUCUCCUGUAUUCGAGGCUUGGUAAUUGUUCAAAGAAGUUCCAGCCAGUUCUUUUUGUGCUCUUGUAUGUAAAUUACCUUUAUCACCUUGUCUCAAGCGUGGCUUUGCUGUCUGA
Molecule: messenger RNA, 1931 nt
Organism: Triticum aestivum (bread wheat)
Lineage: Eukaryota; Viridiplantae; Streptophyta; Magnoliopsida; Poales; Poaceae
Product: serine carboxypeptidase-like 45
Exons: 10
Coding region: 253-1659 (468 amino acids)
Biological process (GO): proteolysis
Cellular component (GO): vacuole
Molecular function (GO): serine-type carboxypeptidase activity
Source: RefSeq, a predicted model, not a curated record